AUGUCGUCGCCAAACACCAACCGCAACAUUCCGCCUGGAAUCAGGGACGAGAAGCGUCACACCAUCGUCAACAAAAACUCGGGAGAGACAAUCACAUGGACAACAUACGGGUGUGAGACCGGAGGCAAAGAAGCGAAUGCCAUCCUCGUGUGCAAGCCAGGAGGUGGUCCGCCCCUCCACUACCACACCACCUAUGCCGAGCGGUUCGAAGCGGUCGAAGGCGACUUGGGUGUCAUCCUGGGCCAUAGGGAACCAUUCCAUUUGAAGCCAGGCGAGUCGGCAGAGAUCCCCAUCGGCACCCACCACCGCUUCUUCAAUGACGGAGACAAGGACGUCACCUUCAAAGGAUUUGUGGUGCCCGCCCACGCAGGCUUUGAAAGGAGCUUGUACGUACUCUUUGGUCUCAACAACGAUGGCUUGGCCGACCCGAAAACCGGUAUGCCGUAUAGCAUCUUACAUGCCGCUCUGGUCGGCGAGAUGAGCGAGUCGAGGUUCCCAGGCUUCAUGGGCGGGAUCAUGAACUACGUUGGCAAAAUUCUCGCAACGUACGCGAGGUGGACUGGCGUUGAGGAGGAGCUGUUGAGGAAGUACUGGGAUUGA
Messenger RNA from Fonsecaea nubica, 600 nucleotides. RefSeq lists its product as hypothetical. NCBI's taxonomy places the organism in Eukaryota, Fungi, Ascomycota, Eurotiomycetes, Chaetothyriales, Herpotrichiellaceae. The record is from RefSeq and is a predicted model, not a curated record. The transcript has a single exon. The coding region runs from base 1 to 600 and encodes 199 amino acids.